AUGUCGUUUGAUCCCUUCAGAGCGCCAACUCCGACGCCACUAGAUAUCUUUCGCAACAAGCCCGGCCCCUCGUUGCGCUCCUUGAUCGGACAGCCCCUCACAAUAACUCUCACAGACGGCCGGAUUCUGAUCGGCUAUUUUACCUGUGUCGACAAGCAGUGCAACAUCAUUCUGUCCAAUGCUGAGGAGUUUCGUCCAGCGCCAGCCUCUCUUCAAGCCAAAGAGCUUGCCGCCGCGGAAGGACUGCCAAUGGUAGGCGAACUCGCCGAAGAGACAAAAGAAGAGAAAGUAUGGAGGAACAGAGAGCAGUACUGGCCCAAGAGCGAGCCUUUCGGGGGCUAUGGGACUGGAUGGGGCGGCAGGGGGCUUGCCAUGGUGUGUAUGAAGAAGGAGGACGUGGUCAAGGUGGAGAUAGAGAAGGAGGCUUGGAAAUGGAUGGGUGGGCAGUGA
Cryptococcus amylolentus CBS 6039 is the source of this 450-nucleotide messenger RNA. RefSeq lists its product as hypothetical. Bases 1 to 450 code for a protein of 149 amino acids. Gene Ontology annotation, cellular component: NatC complex. The record is from RefSeq and is a predicted model, not a curated record. The transcript has a single exon. NCBI's taxonomy places the organism in Eukaryota, Fungi, Basidiomycota, Tremellomycetes, Tremellales, Cryptococcaceae.